Messenger RNA from Amoebophrya sp. A25, 2274 nucleotides. The record is from the annotation of a GenBank genome assembly. Lineage: Eukaryota; Dinophyceae; Syndiniales; Amoebophryaceae.
GUCAAAAAUCACAAAGUAGACUACUUAGCCACAUUGACGAGGUAAAAUGAUAAGGAUAACCUAGAACAAAAACAAAAAGUAAUCUACAAAGGCGUAAACGAACCUAAAGUAAACAAGGAUGAUUAGCUUCAAGCAGGAAGAUGAUUAGGUAUCAACGACGAGAGGGAUUCUAAGGAUAAGAUUGGAGACGGGUUCAUCUUAAGAGUACAAGAACAAGGGAAAAAUACCAAGAUGCGUAGUUUCAUUUCUCCUUUACCUUUCCUACCGAUGCUGCUCGCUCCUGUGGCAAUUCUUCUCGGCAUUUUCCUCUCUCCCUAUCCAGAAACUUUUGUUGGUUUCUUUCUUGGAAGCUAUGUUCGAAAUGCCAGAAGUUUGCUUAAAAUCCUGUUUUCGACGUCGGAGUAUUUCGACGUUUCGAACGUGCAUCCACAGUUACACGUUCUGGACUAUGUGUUGGGGCCGGACCGUUUAGGACAAGGUGGAGGUAAAGGUGAUGAAGCUGACGAGGACAAGAGGAAGAGCCGUCGCUAUGGAGGUGGUUUUGGUAUCUUCACGGAUAAUGAAGGACGACAAAUGUUAGGGCAACGCCAAGGCCAACGUCAAGGAGAUGAUAACUCGGCCAAUAAAACCAGAACUGGUGGUCCUCGUCGUCCUGUCCCACAAGGCGAUCUACAGGGUGUCAUAGACGCAAUCGAUGAAUUUGCUUGGAGCGGCAACAUGCUGAUUAGCGUGGGGAAUACGAAGGGACGUGUAUUGCGGAAUGCGGUCAGGGAGAAAGUACGGGAGAAAAUUAUGCAAGACUUCGCAAUGUCCAAAUCCAAAGAGGAAAAGGCCGCUUCAUCUAUUUCUACAGAAGAUGAAGCACACCAGGAGACUAGCACGACUAGUGGAACAAAAGAGGUCGUGAAGAUCAGAAUCAUGGAGUUUGGUACCUUUUUGGGCUACGGAACGAUGCAGAUGAUUUCUGGGGUCAGGGAAGCAUUACUAGCGCUGCUGGACGAGGACAAGAUGAGGAGCGACAAGAACCUGAACGUCUCGAUUCUUCUUGAAAGCGUGGAUCCUUCACCACUGAGCCACGCUGCUAGUACUGCAUUGCUUCACCGUGCUGGUGUUCUAGGAGAUAAUCUUCCGUGUUUACCAGCAGAUGAAGAAGGACCAGAUUCUUAUCAUGUGUCAGUGUCUGGACGUGGUGCCUCUGCGGCCUCAAUAAAUGCAAAAAUAUCAUCAUGCACUUUAACCGUUCGACUUCGAAAAGAGUUUUCGACAGAUAUUCUGUUGCAGGAAGGACGCACCAGGCGCGAAACGAUGAAAAGGAAGAAUUAUAUCGUUCACGGUGUAGGAUCUAUAGAUAUCUUGUUCUUGGAUCAUGUGAAAGAGCUCUACCUUUCGGAUCUACGGGAUGCAGCUUUGUUUUAAGGGAGACGUCGAGUAGAAGUUGUUGUUCAAGUUCUUGGCAAGAAGAGCUGGCAUACUUAUAAUAUCUUUUGAUGCGUACUAGUUCCUACUGCUAGCCGCUCCAUUUCACUUGGUAAUUGAAGUAGAAGAGGUGGAAAAAGGAAAUGCACUACAGCGGAUAGAAGUAGAUAUGCCGCAACAUAAGUACAUAAGGCAUUAAUAUCAAGAACUUCUACAUCUACAACCGAAAGCACCCCUCUAACUCUACUCCGGCGCCGGACUUCUAGCCCCCGGUGCUGUGGUUAUAGCGGACAACAUCCUCAAGCCAGGAGCUCCCGACUACAAAAAAUGGGUUUUGGAGUACACCAUGAACAAUGUCGAAGUUGCGUACGAUCCAGAUACAAGACAUCAAGAAGUUCUGUCAAGGACUCCCAUCGAGAAUGAUGUGCUCAAUAUUAAGGCUACCGCUGAAGCAUCCUCAGCGCCAUCGAUCCUUGGCUUCUUUUUCAAGAGGAAAACGGGACCAAGGAUUCACUCUGGGAUGCGAAUGCGGUAGCUCUAACAAUAGCAAGAUCAUGAACCAAACAAAAAGUAGUGCACCUACUUCGUUAGCAAGAAAGAUAGAAGAAAUCAGACAUAGAGAAUCUUUCUGCUUUGCUUUUGAAUCAACCGAAGUUCAUCGGUUGCACGUUGAGUACUGGCCAAACUUUGCUGAUGAGAUAAUGGUGAGCAAACUCCAGAAAAAUUUCCAUUUGGAUAUGUGGAUAUACCCUUACGAUGACCGAUGUAAGGAUUAUCAUCCAGAUUUUAAUCCAGCAUAUUAGGAGAAAGUUUGUAGGAUCCUUUGGAAGUAGUUUCGACUCGCAUUAUGCCUACAAU